AUGUCAUCUGACGCAAUCGCGUCCCUACCUGAUGGGCCCAUUGGAAUUGAUCACGCCGCAGUGAUUGCUUCAUACAACUGGGUUGGCCAGGACCGUCCAACUAUCAUGAUCCCAGGCAAACCAGCCCUAUGGACUCCUCUCGAUUCUCCGAAGCAGCUCACCCAAGACAACGGCAACACAGAAACAUACUACGUCGACCCAAAUGCAGCAUACGCAUCGAAGCAUGUAUUAAACCCAGAAGUCACGGCCAUCAUGAAGAUGGAGCCGACCUGCUUGGAAAAGCCCGAGCUGGUCGCCUGUGGAAGCACUCUGGGCCAUCUCCUGCGGUUCGCGAUGAAGUCCGACCGUCCAUUCCGCAUGCUCGUGCAGACCGUGGGCUCGACGGUCCAUCUAGUCCGGAGGUUAAACUCGCCCACCGAGACAAUCGACGACAUCAAGGGCUACGGGCAUUCCUUCCCAAACGCGUACACGACCUGGGAGCCCGAGGUCAAACAAUCCAAGUCGCAUCAAAGGGUCAUGCGAUACCAACUGGGCGGUCUCUCAACCUUGAUCCGCUACGAAGGAGAUGGAUACAUCUCCGACACCCGCAGGGUCAUGGCCAAAGCAAAGGAGACUGGUGGCGACCUGUGGGAGCUCUUUGGUGAAUUCAACGUCGGGUCCGGUGAUAAAGCCUACCGUCGCAAAGAUGGCGAGCUCCAAGUAGAAGACGGUGGAGAGGAGGUCGCUCAAGGGGCAAUCUUUGACCUGAAGACACGAUCCAGACUGUCGGCUGCAGGGCGAGACACUCUUGGAGAGGAAAUACCUCGCCUCUGGGUCCGACAGAUUGAGAAGUUCAUCCUCGCGUUCCACAACCGCGGGGUGUUCACCGACAUCCAGGAAUUGGACACCCGAAAGCGCAUCGACGACUGGGAGAAGGAGAACCAAGAGGGCCUGAAGCGGUUCAUGCGAUGCCUGCAUUGGGUCAUUGACAAGGCCACGUCAAAGGAGCGGUAUGCAUCCGAGUUCGAGCUGGUUUGCGACGGAUCCGAUACCUUGGAGUUGCGUGAGAAGCUGGCAGAUGCUGGCGACCCGCUCUCGGAUGAGAUCAAGCAGAAGUGGAAGGAUUGGCUCGGCGAGACUGACGAGCCAUCGGGAGGCAGCCGUGCCAAUCCACGGACGGUCGGUGGGAGCGACUGGCAGAAACAUGGGAAGACUGCCAGCAGCGACGAUGACGGCCACUACCUCGCCUCUGAAUAUCACGAAUACGACAGUCCGUAUGAAUACGAUUGGUCAGAAGCUGAGGACGACAAGGAUCUCACAGCGUGUGAUAAAGAGUGUGGGUACUGUGGGAAAUGUCCCUACUAA
Clonostachys byssicola is the source of this 1344-nucleotide messenger RNA. The record is from the annotation of a GenBank genome assembly. NCBI's taxonomy places the organism in Eukaryota, Fungi, Ascomycota, Sordariomycetes, Hypocreales, Bionectriaceae.